AUGGAGAAGUUGGCUUUCGCGUUGGUAAUCGCCGCGCGAAGACUUAAGCCAUACUUCCAGGCGCAUACAAUCGUUGUCUUAACGGACAAGCCACUGAGAAAAGCCAUGAAUAGCCCAAAAGCAGUAGGAAGAAUGGCUUUGUGGGCAAUAGAGUUAAGUGAAUUCGACAUCCAAUAUCGCCUGCGGACGGCCAUAAAAGGGCAGGCAGUAGCUGACUUCAUCGCCGAGUUCACUCUAGGGGAAGGCCAGUUGGUAAAAGGGAAAGAACAGUGGAAUAUCUAUACAGACGGAUCCUCAAACAAACGAGUCGGAGGAGCCGAAGUAGUGAUCCAAACUCCGCAGGGGGACAAGAUACAAUGUAUGAUCCGACUGGAUUUCCCAACAACCAACAACGAGGUUGAGUAUGAAGCCUUGGUCACCGGGCUAGACCUUGCAAAGGUCGCGGGAGCAAAAAACAUAAUUGUCCACUGUGAUUCACAAGUGGUGACGAGUCAGAUUAAUGGCGACUACGAGUGCAAGAACGAUAGAAUGAAGAGAUAUUUAGAAGAAGUGAAAUAUCGAAUCAGCAACCUCGAAGUCGAAUUCAUUCAGAUCCCAAGAGAAGAGAACGAAUGGGCUGACCACCUAGCAAAAGCUGCGUCAGCCGAAUUCAUGCUGGUUCCCGAACAGGCUGGGGUGUUACCAGAAAAGAAGGGCGCCGCAAGAAAGCUGAAAGUCCAGGCAUCACAAUUCGUGCUGAUAAAGGACGUCUUAUAUAAAAGGGGUUUCUCUCGACCGUACCUGAGGUGUUUGUGCAAAGAGGAAGCAGAUUACGUGAUGAGAGAAGUACACGAGGGUAUCUGUGGGAACCACUCGGGCGCACGAUCACAUGUACACAAGUUGAUCCGAGCAGGAUACUACUGGCCUACAAUGAUGAAGGAUGCGCAAGUCUAUGUCCAGUCCUGCAACAAAUGCCAGAGGUACGGGAUACCCAGGGUACUGGUCUCUGACAACGGUAAGCAAUUCAACAACAGCGCAUUCAGAGACUUCUGCUCGGAGCUAGGGAUCAAAAAUCACUAUUUGUCACCCGCACACCCACAGGCGAACGGGCAAGUUAAAGUCACGAGCCGUUCCUUGCUCAAAAUAAUCAAGACCCGUCUCGAGGGGGCAAAGGCUGUCAUUCCCGCAGAAGUAGGGCUCACGAGCUACCGGGUGGAGAGCUAUGAUGAAGAUAAGAACAAAGAGGCUAUACGCCUCCAACUCGAUCUAGUGGACAAAGUCAGAGCGGCAGCAGAGCAGAGGUUGGCGCGCUAUCAGAAUCUCAUGGCGAAACACUACAGCAACAAAGUGAGGCGUAGGGACUUCCAGGUCAGGGAUCUUGUACUACGGAAAGUAAUGGGUGCCGCUAGAGAUCCUUCACAAGGAAAAUUCGGCCCCAACUGGGAAGGUCCCUACAGGAUCACAUCAUGGCAAAGGAAUGGCACCUACCACCUCGAGACAAUGGACGGACAAAAGCUGCAGCACCCCUGGAACACGGAGCAUCUUCGGAAAUACUACCAGUAG
Molecule: messenger RNA, 1542 nt
Organism: Quercus robur (English oak)
Lineage: Eukaryota; Viridiplantae; Streptophyta; Magnoliopsida; Fagales; Fagaceae
Exons: 4
Coding region: 1-1542 (513 amino acids)
Biological process (GO): DNA integration
Molecular function (GO): RNA-DNA hybrid ribonuclease activity; nucleic acid binding
Source: RefSeq, a predicted model, not a curated record